Messenger RNA from Orycteropus afer afer, 1640 nucleotides. It is a transcript of the gene RCBTB1, whose product is annotated as RCC1 and BTB domain containing protein 1. NCBI's taxonomy places the organism in Eukaryota, Metazoa, Chordata, Mammalia, Tubulidentata, Orycteropodidae. The record is from RefSeq and is a predicted model, not a curated record. Gene Ontology annotation, molecular function: protein binding.
CAGAGAUGCCGGCAUUCUUAUAGGAAUUGCUUGAAACCAGAGUCAUGGUGGAUGUAGGGAAGUGGCCAAUCUUUACUCUGCUCUCCCCGCAAGAAAUAGCAUCUAUUCGGAAAGCAUGUGUCUUUGGCACCUCAGGCAAUGAAGCAUUAUAUGUUACUGAAAAUGAUGAGGUGUUUGUAUUUGGACUGAACUAUAGUAACUGUUUGGGAACUGGCGAUAAUCAGAGUACACUUGUACCCAAAAAGCUGGAAGCCUUAUGUGGGAAGAAAAUUAAAAGCCUUAGUUAUGGAAGUGCACCACAUGUUCUCCUUAGCACUGAAGAUGGAGUUGUUUAUGCCUGGGGCCACAAUGGAUAUAGUCAGCUUGGGAAUGGGACGACCAACCAAGGCAUUGCUCCCAUCCAAGUCUGUACCAAUCUCCUGAUGAAACAAGUGGUUGAAGUAGCUUGUGGCUCACAUCAUUCCAUGGCUCUGGCAGCUGAUGGAGAGGUAUUUGCUUGGGGUUAUAACAACUGUGGCCAAGUGGGAUCAGGAUCCACAGCAAAUCAGCCAACUCCUCGAAAAGUUACAAACUGUUUACACAUUAAGAGGGUGGUUGGCAUUGCCUGUGGUCAGACCUCGUCCAUGGCUGUCCUGGACAAUGGUGAGGUGUAUGGCUGGGGUUACAAUGGCAAUGGUCAGCUGGGCCUGGGAAACAACGGCAAUCAGCUGACCCCAGUGAGAGUAGCAGCUUUGCAUAAUGUGUGUGUGAAUCAGAUUGUCUGCGGCUAUGCACACACUCUAGCACUAACAGAUGAGGGCUUGCUCUAUGCCUGGGGAGCUAACACGUAUGGGCAGCUGGGAACUGGCAAUAAAAAUAACCUACUAAGCCCAGCACACGUCACAGUGGAGAAAGAAAGGGUAGUAGAGAUUGCAGCCUGUCAUUCUGCCCAUACCUCUGCUGCCAAGACCCAGAGUGGGCACGUGUACAUGUGGGGCCAGUGUCGCGGCCAGUCAGUCACUCUGCCUCACCUCACUCACUUCUCCUGCACAGAUGAUGUCUUUGCCUGUUUUGCCACACCUGCUGUCUCAUGGCGUCUUCUGUCUGUAGAGCAUGAAGACUUCUUAACUGUUGCAGAGUCACUGAAGCAAGAAUUUGAUAGUCCAGAAACUGCUGAUCUGAAGUUUCAAAUUGAUGGAAAAUAUAUUCAUGUCCAUAAAGCGGUUUUAAAAAUUAGGUGUGAGCACUUUCGAUCCAUGUUCCACUCAUAUUGGAAUGAGGACUCAGAGGAGGUGAUAGAAAUAGACCAGUUUUCUUACCCCGUGUAUCGUGCCUUUCUCCAGUACCUGUACACAGAUGCAGUUGAUCUGCCACCGGAAGAUGCUAUAGGUCUUUUGGAUUUGGCAACAUCUUAUUGUGAAAACAGACUGAAAAAACUUUGUCAACACAUUAUCAAGCGAGGAAUUACUGUGGAGAAUGCCUUUUCAUUAUUCUCUGCUGCAGUCAGAUAUGAUGCAGAGGACUUAGAAGAAUUCUGCUUUAAGUUUUGCGUCAAUCAUUUGACAGAAGUUACACAGACUGCAGCAUUUUGGCAAAUGGAUGGCCCCUUGCUAAAGGAGUUCAUUGCUAAAGCCAGUAAAUGUGGAGCCUUUAAGAACUGA